AGGAUGAGAGAGAGCCCCACAGUCUGGGAUGCGGCUCGAAUCGGGGCAGAAAGAAAGGGGAAAGUAAGAUGCCUGCGCAAUUGUUAAUUUGCACGGAAUGAAUGCAAUUGGCAAGAUAACUCUACGGAUGGGCUGCAAGGUUCCCGCCGACUUUCUCGUCUAGGGAUAUUGCGCGCUGUGCGCGCGAAGAUUCCAACUCCGUAACAUUGUCACUAUUCUUUUUUGCUGCGGCCAACAAGUUGUAGAAUGGCAUGCAGGCUAGCCACAUUCAUUUUGUGCUGCAAUUCUAAGAAAUAGUUCGUUGCCUAUGGAGCGCUGAGAAAAGACCUGGUCGUCUGGCAUUAUGUCGAACGCAGGAAGGGAGGAGAUCCGUCGUUUUAUGAGCACCUGUGACGAGAUUGCUAAAAAUAUCCCUCGCUGCUAGCUUUCCAAUUAAGCGUUCGUCCCGAGAAGAUUCAGCUGCACUUGUGUAUAAAUUAGCGACGCCAACAGUGUUUAAGGAAGUGUGUCUUCUCCAUUCCAGCAGGGUUGCUCCAGGCCGCCGGAAAGCACAUCCCUGAGCAGGAGGAAGGGGGGAAAGAGGUUUGUGGAGAUGGCGUCGACUGGAUGUCCAGCGAAUUUACCAGGUCUGGAGUACUACACCUUUGCCAACGGUGUGUGUUCCAGACAAGACAGUUAUUUCGGAGGGAAGCCCUUGCUCUCCCAGGGGAUCGGCUAUGCCGUUGUUUUGGGCUUUGGUGCUCUCUUCGCAUUGGUCACGUCUUUCCUGGUGUGGCUGGAGCAGCGCUACAUCUUCUCUCGGCAUAAUUCCGAGUGGUUCAACACCGCGGGACGAAACAUCAAAACUGGGCUGAUCGCCAGCGUCAUUGUUUCUCAGUGGACAUGGGCUGCAACGAUUCUCCAGAGUUCCAAUGUGGCCUGGCAGUAUGGAGUAAGCGGUCCCUUCUGGUAUGCAAGUGGCGCCACCGUGCAGGUGUUGCUGUUCGGCGUCUUGGCUAUUGAAAUCAAGCGAAAAGCGCCCGGCGCGCAUACCAUCUGCGAAAUUAUUCGGGCCAGAUGGGGUACGGCCACGCAUAUAGUUUUCCUCUGCUUCUGCUUCGCCACCAACAUCAUCGUGACCGCCAUGCUUCUUCUGGGAGGGUCGGCUGUGGUUAACGCGUUGACAGGCAUGAACUUGUACGCCGCAAGUUUCCUCAUCCCCUUGGGAGUGGUCGUGUAUACCUUGCACGGAGGUCUCAAGGCCACCUUUCUGGCUAGUUAUCUGCACUCAGUUAUUGUGCACGCCGUGCUCGUGGUGUUCGUCUUCUUGGUCUACGUUACGAGCGAGAAGCUUGGAAGCCCCAAGGAUGUGUACGCGAAGCUUCACAGUGUAGUGGCAAUUCAAGACUGCACGGCACCCCUCAAUCACAAUACCCAAGCAUGUGGGCCGGUGAAAGGCAACAACGGAGGCUCGUACCUUACCAUGCUCAGCACUGGGGGCCUGGUCUUUGGUAUCAUCAACAUAGUUGGCAACUUCGGCACCGUGUUUGUAGACAAUGGCUACUGGAUGAGCGCUAUCGCUGCAAGACCUUCCUCGACGCACAAGGGCUACUUGCUGGGAGGACUCGUUUGGUUUGCGGUGCCGUUCUCUCUGGCCACAUCGUUGGGUCUUGGAUCACUUGCGCUAGGUCUUCCCCUUACCGCCGAUGAAGCUAACCAUGGCCUCGUACCCCCUGCAACAGCCACUGCUCUCUUGGGGAAGAGCGGCGCCAUCCUUCUUCUUACCAUGCUUUUCAUGGCGGUGACGUCCGCAGGAUCGUCGGAGCUGAUCGCAUUUUCCUCGCUCUGCACGUAUGAUAUCUACCGCACCUACGUCAACCCCAAGGCCACCGGCAAGCAGAUUCUCUGGGUGUCAAGAUUGAUCGUGUUGUUAUUCGGGUGUUUCAUGGGCGUGUUGGCCGUAGUGCUGAACAAGGCGGGUGUGUCCUUGGGCUGGAUGUACUUGGCCAUGGGUGUCUUCAUCGGGUCUGCUGUCAUCCCCGUGGCCUUCUUGCUCCUGUGGAGAAAAGCGAACGCCAAGGGCGCCAUUUGUGGCUCCAUCAUUGGAAUGCUCGCGGGGGUGAUCACAUGGCUCGUAGUGACCGCAGUCAUGUACAAGCGCGUCAACCUGGACACCACGGGUCGAAACGCCCCCAUGCUCGCCGGGAACUUGGUGUCCAUUCUCAUCGGAGGCGCUGUUCACGCCGUUAUGAGCUUCGUAGCGCCGCAAAACUACAACUGGGACACCACCAAGCACAUCACCAUGGUGGAGCUCGACGCGUCGGACGUGCCCGAUGAGGAGUACAGCGAGGCUAAGCUGAAGCACGCCCGCGCAUGGAUCAUCAAAUGGGGGGUCGGCUUCACCAUCCUCAUCGUCAUCAUCUGGCCCAUCUUCGCAUUGCCAGCGAAGGUCUUCUCCGAGGGCUACUUCACUUUCUGGGCGGCUAUCGCCAUCAUCUGGGGAACUGUGGGCUCAGCCGUGAUCAUCUUCCUGCCCCUAUACGAGAGCUGGGAUACCAUCUCCUUCAUUGUCAUGGGGAUGUUCACCAGCGAUAUCAUGUACGAGAGGCUAGACGACAUCAGCAGCCGCCUCCGCGCGAUCAUGACCUCCAUGCCGGAGGCUGAGCGCCUCUACUUGCUCGAAAAGGAGAAACACAAGAUAGAAGAGGCCAACGAAUCCAUCAUGGCCAAGGAAAAGGAGUUGAAUGACGGGUAGUCUCCUCUCCCCUCCCUGGUUCCGUCCGUGCCGUAUGCUCCAGCUCCUCUCCACCGCAACUGAUUGCUCAAGCCUGCAGGAGCUGCCUGAGCUGCACAGAUGUUGUCAGUUAGAUCCCGAGCUCUUGAAGUCCAUGGCCCUUCCAUCCUUCAAUUACUGAUUGAAUGUGUGCUUUCACGAUGGGACCCAAUUCCUCUUUUUCUCGCAUUCUCUGCAUUGCUUGUUUCUGUGUGAGGCGCCGCGCGCGUCGCGAGUGGAGCGCGCAGGAUUACGAGGAAAGCGUUGGCCUAAUUCCCACUUGGCUUCUGCUUCUUGCUUGUUUAGCUUGUACAUUAGACGUCUAAUGGUGACUUUUGUUGCAAUUCAAGCUCUCUGCGUGGGUACAAUCGCACCAAUAUUGUGAAUGAAUUCUUCAAAAUGUAGAUUCAAUAAAGUAAAAACAAAACAAAAAAGUGAUUGAUGUAGAUUUGCCCACUUAAUUGCAUAGAAGAAGGUGACAAUGUGGGAGAUUGUUGUAAAGUUUGAACAAUUGUGAUGUUC
Molecule: messenger RNA, 3274 nt
Organism: Physcomitrium patens
Lineage: Eukaryota; Viridiplantae; Streptophyta; Bryopsida; Funariales; Funariaceae
Product: urea-proton symporter DUR3
Biological process (GO): urea transmembrane transport
Cellular component (GO): plasma membrane
Molecular function (GO): urea transmembrane transporter activity
Source: RefSeq, a predicted model, not a curated record